This is a messenger RNA of Wasmannia auropunctata (little fire ant), 468 nucleotides long. RefSeq lists its product as uncharacterized. The transcript has 2 exons. Lineage: Eukaryota; Metazoa; Arthropoda; Insecta; Hymenoptera; Formicidae. The record is from RefSeq and is a predicted model, not a curated record. The annotation marks the transcript as partial.
GUAAUAGGUCAUGCAAAUUUAACUCUGAAGGAUGCCAAAACAACAUGUAAUUUAACAGGACAUGUAGUAAACGAUACAUGGAUUGUGGAACAUUUUCGAAUUAGUCCGUCAUUUGGAGACUUUAAAAUUUAUGCCACGAGUAUUUUCGAAGAGAACAAAGCGUUUAUUGAUAUUGUUUUAAGUUUUAUAAAUGAAUACUGGCCAUCGAUAUCUCGACUGGCUUUGCCCUUCGUGUCCGAUACGUUCGAUCAGUGGUUCACAGACCAUGUCAAUAUAUUCUUCUCAAAAGUUCGUUUCUCAAAAGUAUUUCCAUAAAACUUAUGUAUCUAUUAUACAUCAAUGGAACGCUGAAUACCUCACAAAAUGAAAAAUAUAUUUUUCUAAGAGAUAUGUUAAAAUUUUCUCAUUUCGUAACUUAAGUUUCGUUUGUUACUAUGCAAUAGUAAAUAAAAUAAAUAAAUAACUUAC